Molecule: messenger RNA, 2189 nt
Organism: Nematostella vectensis (starlet sea anemone)
Lineage: Eukaryota; Metazoa; Cnidaria; Anthozoa; Actiniaria; Edwardsiidae
Product: adenosine receptor A1
Exons: 2
Coding region: 945-2051 (368 amino acids)
Biological process (GO): G protein-coupled receptor signaling pathway
Cellular component (GO): membrane
Molecular function (GO): G protein-coupled receptor activity
Source: RefSeq, a predicted model, not a curated record
AGCUAUCAUUUGGUGCGCUUUAGACUAAGUUGAAUUCAAUUUUGACAGCCCUCUUACAACUAGCUACAGCAUUUAAUCUGAUAAAGUAAUUUAGGAUAGAAAAGUGCCGUAGUAACAACGCAAAUAAGGCUUAUUUUUGGAUAAGACCAUUACAGCUUCUAUUUUUGUGUUUGACGCAAGCACAAUAAGCAAAGGUAAACAAUGCACUAGUCCUCUUCUUUAAACCGACGUUAAAAGCAUUCGCAUCUGCAUGAAACAGUUUUAUACGCUCAUGUUAUUAUUUUAUCUGCUUCAUCGCCAUGUUGAGCGUGGUGUGUGCAUUUACCUCAUUUCAUUAGAUGACAUGUUUGCUUAGGGCUGGUCGAUUGUGUGUGGCGUUUACAGAACGUCUUAUGUUUUUGGCAGUGACACGAUUGACUGGCAUAUCUAAAGUUUGCCUAGCUGUAGACUGCGUCCAGUGCGGAUGAAGUGUUCAUCCCUCUUUUCGUGAAAUAAAAACAUUCUUAAUCUACCAGCUUUUGCGCGCGCACGAAAAAAUAGUAGCAAAAUCGUAGAGUAUUUUUUUAAUCAAGCGUGUUCUUGGCAUCUUGGAUGUCUUUCAGCGCAUACGUCGUAUUGACGAAAGCGCAUUCUCUUUUGUAGCCAUCGCGAUUGGCGCGUCAGUGUCUUCCGAACAAACAUAUAUUGGCACAAGUGUUCUUUUAUAUCAUCUAGAAAAUUUGCGCAUUUGAACAAAGAAGCCAUUUUUUCGAGUUACGGAACUCUGGGAUUGGCGGCAGGUAACUUAAUUCUCUUGCAAUAAUAGGAGCAUUGUGGAAUGAGAAGGCAGUUGAAAUAAGAAAGGAAUAAAGGUUUAUGGUGGAAUAUAUAACGUCUUCUAUUGUAAAUAACAUCCUGAGGAUUUGGGAGAUUCUCAGUGAUUUAUUCAGGUAUAGAAAAGCAAAAUGGACUUAGUAAACAGCAGUGCAAUCAAUGGCAUGUCAAAGGCCCUUCAAGGAGCCCGCAUGAUCUGGCCAGUGGCAUUCUCUGUAGUAUCAUGCGCCAUAAUCCUCGCCAACAUUCUCACCAUCACUGUUUUCACACGGGCUACGCUACGGCGCGUGCGCAAACGAACACACUAUCUCCUUGUCAGCCUCGCUUUGGCGGACUUGAUGGUCGGUAGCUUAUCAUGCCCUCUCUUCAUACGGGACCUGUUGUUUACCAAUGAACACAGAUCCACCAAGAUCCGACUGGCGACACACGAGGUGAUUGACAUUGUAUCUGGAUUCGCGUCCGUUUUGACGCUCGCUUCGGUUGCGGUGGAGCGCUGGUUUGCUGUCCGCUGGCCACUGAAACAUAAAAUCGUGGGCUCGUACGCUUAUUGCUUGCUUAUAGGAAUGCCAUGGUUCAUUGCCAUGGUAAUAUCAAUGCUUUACUUGCUGGGGUUUAUCUAUGGAGUUGUGUCAUCUAAUGUAUUGUCUUUUGUGGCGAUUGCGUGUUUAUCAAUGGCUUUGCUUAUCGUCAUUGUGGCAUAUGCCUUUAUUUGGAAGAAAGCAAAAGGGCGGGAAUGGAAGCCGAGGUCGCAAGGCUCAGACCAAGAGCGAAGGCUCGCGCGGACUCUCAUCACUGUGACAUGCGCAUCGAUGAUUUGCUGGUUGCCAUUCGAGGUGCUACUAAUCGUAUUCCACACGUGUAAGGGUUGCAGAGAGCCCUUCAAAGACGAAUUGUCCUUCAUGUACAAAAGCUUUAAACUUUUACAGUUCAGUAAUUCCUUUAUUAACACUAUAAUUUAUUCCUUCCGAAUUCCCGAGUUUAACAGAGCUAUAAGGACAUUUUGGAAGCAAUUAAAAUGCAAGCUUGAUGCUCCGAUACCCCCGGAUAGGGCACGCAGUGUGCAGUUAACUUCUAUUCGGAAAUUUCUCGUGUCACCCCGAUUAGAUUCCGAACGAACUCGGCCAUCGAUCCUUGCGGUGGUUUAUAGCGGGCAAAUGCCGAGUAAAGUGAUAAUGAAUUCCCCGCUUCUUUCUCUGACAAACCACACGACAGGCAGGAGAUCGACUAAUGCAUUUUAAGACAAAAAAGAGAAGGUAGCCGCAUGAACGCCAGACGGUGGAAAAACCUAUUGUCUACCCGCACCACAUAUACCCUGAUAAUCACGGUUAAUAAAGAAAUAAAACUCCAAGAAAUCAUAUUAAAACUAUUCUAAGUGA